Messenger RNA from Trematomus bernacchii (emerald rockcod), 732 nucleotides. RefSeq names its product coiled-coil domain containing 58 (gene ccdc58). Gene Ontology annotation, cellular component: mitochondrial intermembrane space; mitochondrion. The coding region runs from base 57 to 491 and encodes 144 amino acids. Lineage: Eukaryota; Metazoa; Chordata; Actinopteri; Perciformes; Nototheniidae. The transcript is spliced from 5 exons. The record is from RefSeq and is a predicted model, not a curated record.
GCACUGCUUUGAACAGCCCUAACGCGCUGUGUGUGUUCAGGACCCUGCAGUCCAACAUGGCUGCGCCCGCUAGAACUUUAAACUGUGAGGACUUCUCAAUGUUUCAGGAGGUGCUGAGGGUGAUGCGAAACAUAGACGACCGCAUCGUGCACUCCCUGAACACCACCGUGCCCACAGUGUCCUUCUCAGGCAAAGUGGACGCUUCAGAAACAUGCAAACAGCUCUAUGAAACUAUGAUGGAGGCCCAUCUGACCAGAGACAAAGCUAUCAAAUCCUGUAUCACUCAAACAUCUGAGGUGAUGGGACAACUGCGAGAAGAGAGAGCGAAAGACAGCGAUAACCUGGUGCUACUCAGACAGCUCAGGAAGGAGCAGACCAAAUUAAAGCUUAUGCAAUCAGAGCUGAACGUUGAAGAGGUUGUCAAUGACAGAAGUCUGAAGGUUUUCAGUGAGAGGUGCAGAAUCCACUACACGCCUCCGAAGGUGAAGUGAAGCUCCGCCCGAUGCUUUACUCGAGGUUCAAGUCCAGACUGGAGCUGAGAGUGUGUGUCCUGCUGCGUGCACACACACACACACACGCACACACACACCCCUCUGACCUCCAACACACCUAUAUUCCAUGUGAUCCAUGUGUGCAUUACUACAGCUGUAACACAGUCCUGCCUGUGCUUCUCCAAAGGGAGCAAUUGUAAUAAAAAAAAAAAGUGUUUUUUUAAAAAGACAAUGAAAUGUU